AUGAAUAAAGAAUCAAAGAUUGUGUGUAUGAGUGUGUUUGUGAGAGGGUACACUUUGUGUGUGACAGGCACAGUGAUAGCCGCAAUGAUUUCGAUAUUAUUGUCUGCGGAAGGUUACCUGCGUUCAAUAUUAUCUACGCCACUAAUAAAGAAGACUAUUGUGAUGGAUGGUCCAAUUGAUAUAGAAAGUGAUUAUUCUCUGUGUACUUAUGAUUUUCGUGAGGAUCGGUUAAAGUGGGAAGUAGAGAACCGUCGAUUGUUUUUGUUUGGUAAAUAUAUGGAAUGGAGUCCUCGCGGUUUACCUAGUUCGUUAACAUCUGAGGAGUUUAGCAAUAUAAACGAAAUGGAUAGUGGGAAGGGAUUUAGUCUGUUGUAUCUGCGCAAUGUGUGUUACGACAGUGAAUCAUCUCGAAUUGUACUAUUUGGUAAUGAGGUGGACAAGUCUUUGCUGUUUGGGAUGAUGAAGAAGCUUCCUCGAGAUGAUUUUUUCGCUGUUGUGGACGGCGUUUACCCCAAAGCCGCCGAAUGGAAAGAAAUCAGCUCGAUCGGCAGCUACAUGUUCCUAACGGACGACGCGAUGGAUCUCAUAUCGCAGUUUGCCUCGCUGAAUUUCCUCGCCCACUUCGCCCUCCACAGCACUCGCUACCCUGCCCUUCUCCACGCCCUUCUUCCCUUUCUGAGCGAAGCCAAAGACUCGGACACCUACGAAUAUCUCUCCAUUCUGCAGUCCUUCUACCCCUCCACGCACGCCUUCGAUCUUUUCUACCGUUCCGACUUCCCUUCCGGUCUUUCCUGCUUCCGCGAGCUCACGAUCCCCACGCUAAUUCGUUAUGCGAACGAGGGAUCGAUCCAUCUCGAUCUCUACGAAGCCGACACGGUUCGAAUCGCCGCGUAUCGCUACUACCACAUCUACGAGAAGUUCCCAACGCCCACGUCGGCAGUGGUUCUGCACGUGACGUAUCGCAAAGACGAGCAAGGCGAUGUGGGGAGCAUCAGCAACAUGGAUGAACUGCGCCGAUUGUUCCAGCGAAAAGUGGCGGUAGGGACGAAGAGGCGCGGUGAAGCGUAG
Molecule: messenger RNA, 1068 nt
Organism: Blastocystis hominis
Lineage: Eukaryota; Bigyra; Opalinata; Blastocystidae
Exons: 9
Coding region: 1-1068 (355 amino acids)
Source: RefSeq, a predicted model, not a curated record